CCCGCUCCGCUCCCGCCCCGCUCCGCUCCCGCCGCUCCGCCCGGCCCCGCUCCCUGCAUCGGCUCGGCCUGGCCCCGCACCGCGCUCCCGCCGCACGCCCGCACCGGCGGCUGCGCGCCUCGCCCUGAACGCCCUUCCGUUUUGCGUUUUCUGCGGAUCUUUGCGUGCUUUCCCCCGCCGUGCCGGGCAGCAUGGGGCUGCCGGCGCUGGAGUUCAGCGAGUGCUGCCUGGACAGCCCGCAGUUCCGGGAGCGGCUGCGCUCCCACGAGGCCGAGCUGGACAAGACCAACAAGUUCAUCAAGGAGCUCAUCAAGGACGGGAAGUCGCUCGUCGCCGCCCUUAAGAACCUGUCGGCCGCCAAGCGCAAGUUCGCGGAUUCCCUCAACGAGUUUAAAUUCCGCUGCAUCGGCGACGCUGAGACGGAUGAUGAGAUCUGCAUCGCCAAGUCUCUGCAGGAGUUCGCCACGGUGCUGCGGAACCUGGAGGACGAGCGGAUGCGCAUGAUCGAGAACGCCAGCGAGGUGCUGAUCACGCCGCUGGAGAAGUUCCGCAAGGAGCAGAUUGGGGCUGCCAAGGAUGCCAAAAAGAAAUAUGACAAGGAGACUGAGAAAUACUGUGGUGUCCUAGAAAAGCACUUGAACUUGUCUUCCAAGAAGAAAGAGUCCCAGCUUCAGGAGGCAGACAGCCAGGUGGACCUGGUCCGGCAGCACUUCUACGAGGUCUCCCUGGAAUACGUCUUCAAGGUGCAGGAGGUGCAGGAGAGGAAGAUGUUUGAGUUUGUGGAACCUCUCCUGGCCUUUCUGCAGGGGCUCUUCACGUUCUACCACCACGGCUACGAGCUCGCAAAGGACUUCAGUGACUUCAAGACAGAGCUGACAAUCAGCAUCCAGAAUACAAGAAACCGCUUUGAAGGAACGAGGUCAGAGGUUGAAGCUUUGAUGAAGAAGAUGAAGGAGAAUCCCCACGAACACAAAAACAUCAGCCCUUACACGAUGGAGGGGUAUCUCUACGUGCAGGAGAAGCGUCACUUUGGCACUUCCUGGGUGAAGCAUUACUGCACCUACCAGAGGGAAUCCAAGCGCAUCACCAUGGUGCCCUUCGACCAGAAAUCAGGAGGAAAAGGGGGGGAGGAUGAGGCUGUCACCCUGAAAUCCUGCACACGGCGGAAAACAGACUCCAUUGAGAAGAGGUUCUGCUUUGAUGUGGAGGCUGUGGAUCGGCCCGGCGUCAUCACCAUGCAGGCGCUGUCGGAGGAGGAGCGGAGGCUGUGGAUGGAGGCGAUGGACGGCCGGGAACCGGUGUACAACUCCAACAAGGACAGCCAGAGCGAAGGCACGGCACAGCUGGACACCAUCGGCUUCAGCAUCAUCAAGAAGUGCAUCCACGCCGUGGAAACAAGAGGGAUCAAUGAGCAGGGGCUCUACAGGAUCGUGGGGGUGAACUCCAGAGUUCAAAAGCUGCUGAGUAUAUUAAUGGACCCCAAGACAGCCACAGAGACAGACACAGAGAUCUGUGCAGAGUGGGAGAUCAAGACCAUUACUAGUGCACUGAAAACGUACCUGAGAAUGCUCCCAGGGCCCCUCAUGAUGUACCAGUUUCAAAGGAGCUUCAUCAAAGCAGCCAAACUGGAGAAUCAGGAGUCCAGGGUGUCAGAGAUUCACAGCCUCGUUCAUCGGCUCCCGGAGAAAAACAGGCAGAUGCUGCACUUGCUCAUGAACCACUUGGCAAAAGUUGCAGAUAAUCACAAGCAGAACCUGAUGACUGUUGCUAACUUGGGUGUGGUGUUUGGGCCGACACUGCUUCGACCUCAAGAGGAAACAGUCGCUGCCAUUAUGGACAUCAAAUUCCAGAACAUUGUGAUUGAAAUUUUAAUAGAAAACCAUGAGAAGAUAUUUAACACGGUGCCAGAGGCUCCGGCGUCGAACUCGCAGCUGCUGUUAUCCCGCAAGAAGAGCACGGAGUCGAAGCCUCCCUCGUGCAGCGAGCGGCCGCUGACGCUCUUCCACACGCCCCAGCCCAACGAGAAGCAGGAGAACAGGAACAGCAUCAUCAACUCCAGCCUGGAAUCCGUCAUCUCUUCAAAUGUAAACAGCUUCCUCAACUCCAACAGCGCUCCCCAGCCCAGCCUGAACUCGAGUGAUCUUGAACUAGAAGUAAUUAAGCCCAACAGGCCAAAUUCCCUCCCUCAGAAUCCAAGCCCAACGUCACCCCUCUCACCGUCCUGGCCCAUGUUCUCUGCGCCAUCAAGUCCUAUGCCCACCUCCUCUACGUCCAGCGACUCAUCCCCCAUCAGCUCCCCUCUGCGCAAGGCCCGCGCUCUCUACGCCUGCAAGGCCGAGCACGACUCCGAGCUCUCCUUCACGGCCGGCACCGUGUUCGACAACGUUCACCCAUCCCAGGAGCCCGGCUGGCUGGAAGGGACCCUCAACGGCAAGACAGGACUGAUCCCCGAGAACUACGUGGAGUUCCUAUAACUGUGGGGUGCACAGUGCCACUGCUGAGCGUUCCAUGGUAUCCAUGGGGAGUCCUGCAGGCCCCUGUGCCCUCUGCCACCGUGUGCCCGGGGUGAGGACACCCCUGUGCCCGCUGCUGGAUCUUUGUGUGGGUCAGACGUCGCCUCUCCUCCCUGCUGCCUGCGGGGGAGUGGUGCUGGGGACGUGGACAGACUCCCCCAGCCCCAGGUGGGGGUGCUGAAGCCCCCAUCCCAGCGAUGGAGAACCAGCCAAGGGACGGCCAAGUGCUGCGAGGGGCCGAGCUGAGGACUGGGAAUAGCCCGAGGCUGCAGGGGGACAGUCCCUGGGAGCCCAGGGCCCCCACCCAGCAGGGUCCCACCCAGGAGAGCCCUGUGCUCCCAGAGCCUUCCCUGGCUGUCCCAAGGCCAGCUGGGUGGUGCCAGGGCACACCCUGGGCUCUGGGGCAGGGGAAGGGGCUGAGCUCCCGGGCUGGAGGUGCCCCUGGGCAGCGCCGGCUCUUGCAGGCGAGAGCGAGCCCGGGGGGCUCGGGGCUGGCUGGGCUCUCCAGGCCCCUGCUCCCUGCACUGAGCAGGGUUUGGACCAAACCUCCCACGCUCUUUUGUAUUUUCAAGGUUUUGAUUUUGUGGGGUAAGCCUCAGUGUGUGUGAGGUGAGCAGCCCGUGCUGCCGUCCCCUGCAGCCCCAGGCACACCUCAGUGCUGCUGCUGGGCUCUUUGGUACCUCCCUGCCCAAAUCCCUCUGUACAGACACAUCCGUGCUCACACACAUGAUGUGCCCUGCUGGAGCUGCCUCUGCCUCCUUCUUCAGGCCUCCCCUUGCUUGCAGCCUCGUCUGUGCCAAGUCUGUGCAGUGCUGGUUGUGCCAGGUGAAUUAUUUCCAUCCCUGGGGGCAUUUGCUGCUGCUGUGGCCGGGAUGGGGCUGUGGAGAGCCAGGGAGGAGCCCUUGGACUGUGCCAGCCCAGCUCCUGCCUCCCUGGACACGCCAGGAGGGCCCAGCAAACCCCUCAUCGCUCCAGGGCGUUUGGAAGGGGGCAGCUGGGAGAAGGAGCCCUGUUUGACUGCAGAGCCAGGAUUCUGAGAGCUGGAAUCAUAUUUUAUAAAAAAAACCAUCUCAAGAGAACCCCUGGCCCAUGGCGCUGGGGAUGGAUGUCAUGGCUUUUUGUAACAGUUUUAAAGACUCUGAGUGACUGAAUUGCUCUAUGUGUCGCUUUUUAUUUUUGAAAGGAUUAAUGUAUAAAUAGAGUAUCUUAAAAUAUUGUGGGGAAAUGAUCUAUAUUUGAUAUUUUUAGAAGAACUUUGAAGCUGGUGACCAAGAGGCUCCAAACCCCCUGGCCCCUGGCCUGGAGCUGCUGCUUCCUUCAGUCCGUGGUGUCACUUAGAGAGGAGGGAGCUGAAAUUUCAGCCCUCUUCAUGUUUUUGUCCACAGUAAUUAAACUUCCUGGGCUUUUGUCUUGGGGAAAAAAAGAGGAAAAAGGCGAUCAUUUUUUUCCUGUUACCAAGGUGGGUGGCACAGCUCAUUCCCAUGGGAUCACACCCUCUCCAUAACCCCUGGGGAACACUCUGGGCCCCUCACUCACAUGGCUGGUAUGGUUUGGGCAGGGGUGGUGUCCCCAAACUGCCUCGUGGUCUCUGCUCUGAGGUGUUGGAUGAAGAGGGUGAGAGGUUUGCAGGGAUAAAAUCCGGUGUUUCCCUCGCACGUUGCUGGUUCAUCUCCAUCCUUGGAUUUUAUAGCCAGCUUUUGUGCUGUUUCUUGGCUUUCCUGAAGCCAAGGACGAGGCUUUAUCCAGCCCUGGCAUGAGAUGGGGUUGGGCUGUAUCCAGCCUUGGCUUUCUGCAGCCCUGGCUGUGCCCUGGGGGUGUGUGAGAGCCCCUCCCUGGGCUGGGAGAGGGGUGGGGAGGGCUCAUGGAAAGGGGUUUAAAAUCCCUCACUGUGUCACCUGUCAGCUGCCAGCGCUGUUUGUGUUUGUCCUGUCCCGAGCCUCGCCGGGUGCUGGGGGUGAAUGGGAAUUGCAGAGGGCCAAGAGGCUCCAAAAGGCUUUGUCUGGCUCAGGCUGUUCAGGAUCCUGCUGUGUGAUGCUGUGUGAGCUCCAGCACCGCCGCUCCCACCGUGUCCCCACAGAACCUCCCCGUGCAGGGUCCCCCCCGGCUCCUCCAGUUACUGAGACUGGAGUAAAUUCCUUUUCAGAGGCCCUUGGGAGCUUUUGGAUGUGCUACCUAGAGAGUUUCUGGGAACAGAAGUCCCACGCAGAUGUAUUUACAAGAUGUCUCCUGGAGGAAAGGAAAUCAAACCGAGGCAGAAGUUAUUGCUCUUCCAGGAGAGCCAGUGGAAUAUUUUUUUUUUAAUUAAAAUUUUCCAAAAAGAAAAACUUGUCUGGAACGCUCACUAAAUGUUCCCAUUUUAGGCCAGCUUUAAUACUGUAGUAAACAUUGGUUUAUUCCAACAGAAAUUAAAGAUAGGAAAUAAUUUUUUUAAACCAGCCUGACACAGCAUUUGAUGCUUGAUAUUAAAGUUGUCAGUCAAAAUGAAACGAAAGCUGGGUGGUGACGCUGCCGAUGGGCAGAGCCUCUCCUGCAGCCCCUGGCUGGUCACUGUGGGCAUUAAACCAAAAAAAAGAGAGAUGGUGCAAUGGUGUCUGUUGGAACUGACUUCAGAAGAGUCUCUUGGUGCAGCCCUGCCAUGCUUCACAUCGAUGGCCAAUGUUCCACAG
Molecule: messenger RNA, 5179 nt
Organism: Poecile atricapillus (Black-capped chickadee)
Lineage: Eukaryota; Metazoa; Chordata; Aves; Passeriformes; Paridae
Gene: ARHGAP26
Product: Rho GTPase activating protein 26
Exons: 23
Coding region: 192-2474 (760 amino acids)
Biological process (GO): signal transduction
Cellular component (GO): cytoplasm
Molecular function (GO): protein binding; GTPase activator activity
Source: RefSeq, a predicted model, not a curated record